AUGUUAAGUAAUAAUUUCGAUUUUGAUACAAAUGAUAAUAAGGAUGAUGAUUUCAAUCUGUUGGAUAGCAACAACAAGUCACCAAAGCCAGCACUUCCACCAUCUUUAGCAUCACCUCAAUACUCCUCCAACAAAAAUAACAAUAACAACAACAACAUCAACAAGAGUAAUAUAAAUCAAGAUAAUGAUGAAGAUAGUAAUGAUUUUGCAAAACGAUUGUCAAAUGUAAAUCAACACCUGUCACAACAGGCAAGUGCCAAUUCCAAUCAUGUCUUACCAUCGAAUGUUCAACAGGGCAAUGGAAAUUCACCAUUUCCAACAACAACAACGACAACAACGAAUAACAACAACAGCAACAAUAGCAGUAGUUACAAUAAGUAUACACCGACAUUCAACGAUGAAGACUACGCAGCAGAGUUACAAUCGGAGUACAACAGAGAGAAUUCACAUCAACAACAGAACGAAUCACUCUUUGAUCCCAGUUAUGAUUCCACUUUCGAUCUACCAGAGAUUGUUACACACUCUGAAGAUCAUCAUCGUUACAUCUCACUAAAGAGAACAGCCACCAUUAUAAAAGCAAUUUCCAUGUUUAUAAUGUUUUUCUCUAUUAUGACAUACUUUGUUCAGGCAUGGUGGUUAAUUUUCAGUCUUGGAUUGGUUAUGAAUCCACUUGGUUUCUAUUCAGCUCAUUAUUUUAAGGGUAGAAUGUUUUUAAUGUUUAAUGCUUAUCUAGUUGUAGAUAUCAUCUUUAGACUAUCAUAUUUAUUUGCAAAUAUAAAGACAUUGAACGGAUUUGGAAUAUUCCUAUCGUUUGUUAUCGUUUUCAUGGAGGGAUACUUUACAUAUUUCUGUUGGAAUUUCUAUAAGAGAUUACCAAAAACAAUGACUCCAACAUUAAGAGAAUUCUUUAGACAAGAUGCUGGUCUAUUUUCAGUUUAA
Molecule: messenger RNA, 939 nt
Organism: Heterostelium album PN500
Lineage: Eukaryota; Evosea; Eumycetozoa; Acytosteliales; Acytosteliaceae
Exons: 3
Coding region: 1-939 (312 amino acids)
Source: RefSeq, a predicted model, not a curated record